This is a messenger RNA of Cryptomeria japonica (Japanese cedar), 2051 nucleotides long. RefSeq lists its product as uncharacterized. Bases 150 to 1289 code for a protein of 379 amino acids. NCBI's taxonomy places the organism in Eukaryota, Viridiplantae, Streptophyta, Pinopsida, Cupressales, Cupressaceae. The record is from RefSeq and is a predicted model, not a curated record. The transcript has a single exon.
GCUUACGGAUAAAUUUCUACAUUCCCUGUAAAUGCUGCGCACUAUACAAUUAAGAGAGAAAUUUAUACUUGGCCUCACAGCUAAUUGUGCAUCGGACAUUCAGCAGGAGAGAUUAGGAAGGAGACAUUGUUAGCGUAGCAGCAGAGAGAAUGCAGUUAGCAGAGUGGGCAUUGGGAGGGCGGUCAUGGAGCGCUCCAUCGAUCUACAUCUCUCCAAGAAUGGGAGGGGGACCUCGUACUUACCCUGGCGGAGUGAGCAAAUGGCAGUGGAAGAAAAUGCAGGAAAAGAAAAGCAAGCAAAUUCUCAAAGCGAGGCUCCUCCGAGAGCGUCAGCUCUAUGAGAUGCGGAAGCGCGCGGAGCUCAAAGCCGCAGAUCUUGAGAAGCCAUGGGAAAUCACUCGAACUACUCAGGCCCCCACACUUUUCGCCGUCACAGCAGACGAUCAGCUGCAGGCCAUGGCCGACAGGUUUGUCAGGCGCGGUGCCAUCGAUUUGUGGACGGAUAAAGAUGGCCCUCUUUCUCACUCCGCUGCCUUCGUUACACGGGAUGGAAAGCCCUCCGCUAGGGUUUUUCCCCGAGAUGCCCUUUACAGCACACAACCCUACUCCCUCGCUUCACCUCUUCCUCCUGACAACCACAAUGGGCGCAGUUCAAAUCCUUCACCUUCUCGCUAUCUUCCUCCCCACAACCAUGAUGGCCACAGUUCAAAUCUUUCGCCUUCUCGUUAUCCGCCUCCUCAAAACCACAAUGGCCGCAGUUCAAAUCUUUCGUCAUCUCGCUAUCCUCCUCAAAACCACAAUGGCCGCAGUUCAAAUCUUUCGUCAUCUCGCUAUCCUCCUCAAAACCACAAUGGCCGCAGUUCAAAUCUUUCGUCUUCUCGCUAUCCUCCUCCUCAAAACCAUAAUGGCCGCAGUUCAAAUCCUUCACCUUCUCGUUAUCCUCCUCAUCCUCCUCCUCACAACCGCAAUUCCACGCCCAUGAUAGGGAAAUCUAUCAUUACACGUUCCAUUUCAGUGUUAUCUUCUGUGUCAGGGCAGGGUAAUUUCAGUGAUGCUCACAUAACGAAGGAGAAUCACAAACAGAAAUCUGUCAAAGAUACAGAGCGACAGAGACACCGAUUUCUCGCUUCUCCUGCGCCACCGCGUGCUGACGGACAGGGCUAUUCAAACAAAACAAAAUCCUCCGCUCCCAAGAGUGCAAUGCAUACUUUUGCAGGUUUUAAUCUGGAAAAACGUUCAACGCAAAGACUCAGAGAGGCUUCCUAUGAAUCUAAGACGGACAUGGACUGAAUGCCGCAAUCAUAUGUCAGAGCAUUCACUGCAUAACGACCAAACAGUCUUAAGCUUCUUUGUACGGUAAUAUAACUGCAACACCUCCUUCAAUUUAUAACGGUAGGAUAGCAGAAAUGCAAUUGUUAUAUGGGAUUUGGCAAUUGAAGCUCAAAGAGAUGAGUGUGACUUGAUGAGGCUGUGUAAUAUUAACCAUCAAUACUGUCCUUUGUCAAUAGUGCUUGUGAUUGUUUUGGUUGUGGAAACGUUUAGGUCGGGAUAGCCUGGCAUUCAUCCACCAAGGGUCUUAAUGUUAAGUAGUAUCAUAUAUUCUCGGAAGAAUCCCCGAUGGUUAGAUAAUAGAGAAGAAGAUUGUGGAAGUAGCUAAAACUUAAACCGUUUAAAGCGGAGAAAUGAAGUUUGUAGUUGCAGAAACUUGCUUAACUGUCGAAACAAAAGACAGUAAGGUUGUUGCAGUGGGUCAAGGUUCACCAACAGUUCAAGUAGCAAAACAGAAGCAAAUAACCAGAUGUUAAGAGAGCGCAGUGAUCUUUUCAACUCAUCAAGAGGGGCACAACUUUAUUGCCAUUCAUGCUUUAUUCUGAUCCUUUGUGCUAAAUUUGGUGGCGUGGACAAGCUGGACCUUAACAGGCAUUAGCUUUAAUGCCACUACAUAUACUUGGAUGAUUGUAUUUUACUUGUAAGAAAUAUUGUGCUUGGAGUUCAUUUUACUUAUUGUAAAAAUCUUAUUUGAAUAAAGACUUUAAAAACUACCUUCACUAA